Ziziphus jujuba (common jujube) is the source of this 1325-nucleotide messenger RNA. RefSeq names its product transcription repressor OFP6. The transcript has 2 exons. Bases 398 to 946 code for a protein of 182 amino acids. Gene Ontology annotation, biological process: negative regulation of DNA-templated transcription. NCBI's taxonomy places the organism in Eukaryota, Viridiplantae, Streptophyta, Magnoliopsida, Rosales, Rhamnaceae. The record is from RefSeq and is a predicted model, not a curated record.
AAAUCAGUAGCAAAAACGUACACUGCUUUUCUAGUAGCGUGCAGAUAAAGUAAUCGAUUAAUGUAAAGACUUUCGUAUACAAAAUGGCAUCUCUCUUUAUUUACAAGGGUCACUGCCACUUCAUUCGUCUUUAUUACAGGUGUUGCAAAAUGUAUGGUCCAGAUGUAUGUUGUGAUGGAUAAAAACUCACAGAACAUGUGAUUUUAGCGAAGUAGGACCCACAUGGAGCUUACAUGCAGACACCUUUAAAGAGAGAAGCUUCUCCAUUUCCAUUUCCAUUUCCAUUCGGUGAAACACUCUUCUCCUUCCAACUCACUCGCUCACUUAUUCUCACUCGCUCACAGACUUAGUCAUUUCCUCACUUCUCUUCUUUCUUCUUUCUCUUCUGUUCUAUACCAUGUCCAGUAACAGAAAGAAAGUCCUUCUGAACACGGUGUCGGUGGACCUAGGCUGCAGUUGCAGAAGGCCGAAACUUUCCUUUCUUUUCCAUCCGAAGCCCAAAACUACGUAUCGAAAACACAAACACUAUCGCUCUUCGUCCUCGAGCUCAUGGGACAAAGACGACACCACCACCACCACCACCACCACCACCGCAUUCUCUCCGAACUUGGACUCUUGGCAGUUUUCCGAUGUCGAAACCGCCGACGUGAAGACGGUGAAGGGCUUCGGAAGAGUCGGCGGGGAGAGCGUGGCGGUGGAGAAGGAGUCGGACGAUCCCUACCUGGAUUUCCGGCAUUCGAUGCUGCAGAUGAUCUUGGAGAACGAGAUAUACUCGAAGGACGAUCUCCGACAGCUGCUCAACUGUUUCUUGCAGCUGAAUUCGCCAUGCCACCAUGGGAUUAUUGUUAGAGCUUUCACUGAGAUCUGGAACGGCGUUUUCUCUGUCAAGUCCUGCACUUCCACGAAGAAGUUGCAUUUUGCAGCUUACACCUCACGUGACUACUAGGUUCUUCCCUUCUUCUGCUCGUGCAUUGAUUCCCGCACGUGAAUUCCAUGAUAUGGUAGAAAGAACAUAUUAUUAUUGUUUAAUAUUAUUAUUGUUAUUAUUCCGGGGGAGGCGGGUUGGUCCAAAUUAAUGUCAAUUUGUAUGGUUAAAUAAAAAAUCUUAUUAGGGCUUUUAGUGUUAAGGUUGUAUUUAGAUCAAGAUAUUUAAUUUAUUCUCCAAAAAAUGGCAAAAAAAAAAAAAAAAAAAAGCUUCUUUUUCUUGUAUUAAUGUAACUUGUAAGCUGGGUGGAUAUAGGAUGGAACCUAUUUUCUUCCCAUUUUUUUCUCUCUUCAAUCAAAUGUUUAUGCGUGUAUAUAUAUAAAUGAAUGUUGUUGUUGUU